AUGUCGGACCUAACUCCAAUUAAACUUCCUUCGUCCGCUCCAUUUCCGGUUGUCAUAUCAUCUGUUUUAUGCAAACCAGGAGACACAAUCUCCAAACACAAGACUAUAUUCAAGUACAAAUACUGGGACUACCAAGAUGAUCCUACCUCAAAAGAGGACCCACCUAAAAAAAUACGAGUAGAACGGUUGGGCACUUUUGAGAGUCCCAUAGAAGGUGAAAUUGACGAAAUUAACAUCAAGCCGUUGCAAGAGGUGAUGCAUAGUGAUGUGGAGUUGCUAUUCGUUAGAGAAGCAUGUCCACAUACUGUACAAUAUAGUGGGUUGUGUGCAUUAUGUGGCAAAUCAUUGGAAGAGGAAAAGGACUAUUCAGGAUACAAUUACGAAGACAGGGCCACAAUCGAAAUGUCCCAUGACAACACUGGUUUGAAAAUAAGUUUUGAUGAAGCAGCUAAAAUCGAACACAACACAACAGACCGAUUGAUUGAUGAAAGAAAAUUGAUUCUUGUUGUUGACUUGGAUCAAACUGUUAUUCAUGCAACCGUGGAUCCGACUGUUGGAGAGUGGCAACUGGACCCCGCGAAUCCCAACUAUGCUGCUGUUAAAGAUGUGAAAACAUUUUGCUUGGAAGAAGAGGCAAUUGUGCCCCCCGGAUGGACAGGUCCCAAGUUGGCACCAACAAAAUGCACCUAUUAUGUUAAACUUCGUCCAGGGUUGCUGGAGUUUUUGGAAAAAAUGGCUGAGAAAUAUGAAAUGCAUAUUUACACAAUGGCCACAAGAAAUUAUGCGUUGUCGAUUGCUAAAAUUAUUGAUCCUGAUGGGAAAUAUUUUGGCGAUAGAAUACUUAGUCGUGAUGAAAGUGGUUCUUUGACUCAUAAAAACUUGAAGAGAUUGUUCCCGGUAGACCAGUCGAUGGUGGUUAUUAUUGAUGAUAGGGGAGAUGUUUGGCAAUGGGAGAGCAAUUUGAUCAAGGUGGUGCCAUAUGAUUUCUUUGUCGGUAUUGGAGACAUCAAUUCGAGUUUCUUACCCAAGAAAAACGGUCAAUUAACAGGACCAACUAAAAAGAGAAAAUCUAUAGCAAAGUUGGAAGCUGCAGCUGAACUAGCCAAAGAAUCAGAUAACAAGCAAGGGUUUGAGUCAGGAGAAGAGGAGGUGGAAGAAGAUGGCGAUAACCACUCUGACGUGUCAAAUUCCCCUGUUGAAAGAAUUCUUGAACUCGGAGGUGGUGAAGGCAACACUAGCUUAUUGUUGGAACAAUCAUUGACAAGAAAUCAGUCGAUAGAAGAGCAACAGCAAAACCGUCCAUUGGCAAAGUUGCAACAUGAUUUGGAACAAAUGCAUGAGCAUCGGCACGAUAGCGAUAGCAAAUCAGAGAGUGGUUCUGAUGAUGAAAGUGAAGAAGAAGACAAUUUGUUAUUUGAUGAUGAUAAUGAAUUGGCUGCUUUGGAUAAAGUUUUGGGAAAUAUCCACCAAGGUUAUUAUAAUUUGCUUGAUAAAGAUAAAAGCAUCAAACCAGAUUUGACUGAAAUCAUACCGUCCAUGAAAAGCAGGACGUUGGAAGGUAUAACAGUUUUGUUUUCAGGAAUUAUUCCAUUAGGCAUUAGUUUAGAAUCUGCCGAUAUUGUGAUAUGGUGCAGACAAUUUGGGGUAAAAGUUGUCAAUGAAGUGUAUCCAGAAGUUACUCAUGUUGUUUGUCGUGAUGUUAGUGAAAGUGCUGGACCAACAUUCAAGGCCAGGGUUGCCAGAAAACUAUAUCCAGAUACUAUCAAAAUUGUUAAUCCAGAUUGGCUUUUUGCAUGCUUGAGUAACUGGUCAAAAGUUGAUGAAAAAGAUUAUUUGGUUUCAACUGAUGAUCCAAAGUUUUGGGUUGUUAAAGAAAGUGAAAUCACCAAGUACCAGAAAGCUUUGGAGGAAAGAAGUGCAUUAGCAAAUGCUACUCAUGUUGAUUCUCUAGAGUCAUUUGACGAGUACGAUUUGGAUGAAGCUAAUCAAGAAGUUGAUGAUUUCUUAGCAGGGUUAAGUGAUGAUGAUGAUGAGGAGGAGGAGGAUGAGGAUAUUCGUGAUGAUGAAGAAAUAAAUAAUGCCAACACAAAUAAUGAAGUUGGUAACGAUAAAGUUGCUGAAGAAAUCUACGAACAAUCAACCAAUGGGCAUGAUUCCUUUAUUAAAGAUGCUUACAGUAAGAAAAGAAAUAGAGAUGAUGAGGAGGCGCAACUUGUUAAGAAGCAAAAAAUAGAGAAUGGUGAAAACGAAAACGAAAACGAUUUAGACGAUUUGGAGAAAGAACUACUUGAUGGAUUUGAGGAUUUGGAGGAAUAA
Candida dubliniensis CD36 is the source of this 2316-nucleotide messenger RNA. Its product is annotated as protein serine/threonine phosphatase. Gene Ontology annotation, cellular component: nucleus. Gene Ontology annotation, molecular function: RNA polymerase II CTD heptapeptide repeat phosphatase activity. Lineage: Eukaryota; Fungi; Ascomycota; Pichiomycetes; Serinales; Debaryomycetaceae. Bases 1 to 2316 code for a protein of 771 amino acids. The record is from RefSeq and is a predicted model, not a curated record. The transcript has a single exon.